AUGGGGAAUUUUUUGCCCUUUAGUAGGCUUAUGGUUAUGAUAGCAUUUCUUGCUGUAUCAAUCUCAUUCCAAUCAGCAAAUUCAGACCCACAAAUCACUUUGGUAAAUGAGGGAUGCAAUCUCUACCCUCCUGAUAAUUCCACGGCUUUCUACAUCAAUUUUAAUGCCACGUUUGCUGAUCUUAGAAACCAGCUAUUACAAGAAAAUAACAAGCUUUUUGCCACUGCACAGAUAAACAGGCCUUCAAACCCGGUUUUCGUCCUGUUUCAUUGCAGGGAUUACCUUUCAACUGCUGAUUGUAUUACUUGCUUCAAUACUGCUGUUUCCAGGAUGCAAAAAUGCUCCCCUGGUGCUGGAGGUCGUGUUAUAUAUGAUGGCUGCUUCCUCAGGCUGGAAGGCCAAAUAUUCUAUGACCAGGCUGUUGUUCCGGGAAAUGGUCAGGUUUGUGGCAAUCAAACUGCAUCACAGCCAACUAUUUUCCGAACACAAACAGAAGCUUUCUUACAGGAUCUUAAACUAGCGACACCGCGAAUUAAUGGACUCUUUGCCGCAUCAAAGAGGCAAUUGAGUAAUGGCGGUGAUGCAGUUUAUGCGGUGGCUCAAUGCGCCAAAUCAGUCAACCGAAGUAGUUGUCAAGAUUGCUUGAGGGUAGCAUAUGGCAAUAUAGAUAUCUGUUUACCGAAUACAGAUGGAAGGGCUUAUGAUACAGGCUGUUUUCUGAGGUAUUCAACAACUGCUUUUUUCGCUGAUAACCAGACAAUCAACAUCAACCCUUAUCUAGGAGCAAUAGGAGGAAGCUCAAACAAAACAAAAGCAAUUAUUCUUGGAGCUGUUGGUGGUGUUUCCCUUCUCCUAGCUAUACUUGCAUUGUUGUUGUGGUAUCAACUAUACAAAAAACCACAGAAAGCUGAGAAAGGUAAUAUCUUUGGUACAACAGAACUACGAGGUCCUGUAACCUAUGACUACAAGGUUCUGAAAUCUGCAACGAAAGAUUUUAGUGAAGAGAAUAAACAAGGCGAAGGCGGUUUUAGUGAGGUGUACAAGGGAACAAUGAGAAAUGGUAAGGUAGUUGCGGUAAAGAAGCUAAACAUAACUUCUGGUAGGGCGAAAACAGAGUUUGUGAGUGAGGUCAAACUUAUAAGUAAUGUUCACCAUCGGAAUCUUGUGCGCCUGCUCGGAUAUGCCAACAAAGGAACAGCACUGCUGCUCGUUUAUGAGUACAUGGCAAACGGAAGCUUAAAUAGCUUUCUAUAUGGAGAGAAAAGAGGAUACCUUGAUUGGAAGAAGCGGUUUAACAUUAUAAUCGGCAUAGCUAAGGGACUUGCAUAUUUGCAUGAACAAUAUCAUGCUUGCAUUAUCCAUCGGGACAUCAAGUCAAGCAAUAUCUUACUCGAUCGCGAUUUUCACCCAAAGAUUGCAGAUUUUGGAUUGGCAAAGCUUUUGCCUGGAGAUCAGAGUCAUUUGAGCACUAGAUUUGCUGGUACCUUGGGAUACACAGCACCAGAGUAUGCAGUUCAUGGACAUUUGUCUGAGAAAGUUGAUACUUACGGCUUUGGCAUUGUGAUCCUUGAAAUAAUCAGCGGCAGCAGAAGCAACAACACGGCGGUUGGGGUUGGGCCUGUCAGCGAGUUCCUUCUCGGGAAGGCAAGGAAGCUGCACGAGACCAACACGCAUCUACAGUUAGUGGAUGAAACUUUGGACCCGAAUGAAUACAAUGUUGCAGAAGUGAAGAAAGUGAUGGAGCUGGCUUUGAUAUGUACUCAAUCGCAACCUUCUGAAAGGCCUGCCAUGUCCGAGGUAGUUACCAUGCUGUCACAUGAUCAGCCGAUCAAAGAGUUGUGUCACAGUUCUAACAGUAACACCAGUUCUGAUACAAGGUUAUUAACUGAUGAAGAAGAUACACAUUGA
This is a messenger RNA of Oldenlandia corymbosa var. corymbosa, 1908 nucleotides long. NCBI's taxonomy places the organism in Eukaryota, Viridiplantae, Streptophyta, Magnoliopsida, Gentianales, Rubiaceae. The record is from the annotation of a GenBank genome assembly.